Messenger RNA from Fusarium oxysporum Fo47, 1970 nucleotides. Its product is annotated as major facilitator superfamily domain-containing protein. The transcript has 5 exons. Gene Ontology annotation, molecular function: transmembrane transporter activity. Gene Ontology annotation, cellular component: membrane. The record is from RefSeq and is a predicted model, not a curated record. Bases 138 to 1880 code for a protein of 580 amino acids. Lineage: Eukaryota; Fungi; Ascomycota; Sordariomycetes; Hypocreales; Nectriaceae. Gene Ontology annotation, biological process: transmembrane transport.
CUCCCUUAACCACAGCCACACCGACGUCACUCCUCGUUCCACCAAACCAUCUUACAUGAUACCCAACGAUAAGAAACCCAAACAAACAGAACAAACUUUGUCAACAAAAAGACUCGCCCGUCGGGGUUGGAGCAACCAUGUUGUCAAGGUUUUUCAACCGCUCGUAUGCCGCAGCCAUGUCGUCCCGCGGAGAGUACCAACCCCUCCCAAACAAUGAUGAACCAGAAAACAACACCAUGGAGGGACAAGAUGUCAGAGCUGGGAACUAUCGUGAUGCAGCGGCUAUGUUGCUCAUCAAAAUGGGUCGUUCGCCGGAUGAGCAGAUCACCAUUUCGCCAGCUGACGAUGCCCGGAUUCUACGGCGUAUUGACAUUGCGUUACUGCCCCUCAUGCUCUCAGUGUACUUCCUCCAAGCUUUAGACAAAGCAACAUUAUCAUACGCCUCAAUAUUCGGCCUUAUCGAAGACACCAACCUCGAAGGCGAUCAAUACUCAUGGCUCGGAAGUAUUGUGUAUCUCGCGCAAUUAAUAAUGCAACCACCGCUCGCCCUCGCGCUAGUCAAGUUACCCAUCGGAAAACUCACGAGCGCUAUGGUGUUGGCGUGGGGAGUCACGCUUGUUCUAAUGACUUGGGCGAGCAAUUUCAAGACAUUGAUGGUUGCGAGGUUCUUUCUGGGUGCGUUUGAAGCUAGUAUUGGACCGAGCUUUAUUGCGAUUACGCAGAUGUGGUGGAGGAGAAGAGAGCAGACGUUGAGAAUUGGAUCGUGGUAUUGUAUGAAUGGGUUGACGUGGGUGCUCGGGAGUCUCAUUACUUAUGGACUAGCACAUAUUGAUUCCAAGAUGAAGCCCUAUCAGAUCAUAUUUCUCUUCUUCGGCGCAAUCACAGUAGGAGUGUCCUUCGUCAUGUUCUUCUGGAUGCCUGAUUCACCCACCGAAGCCAAGUUUCUUACCGACGAAGACAAGAUCAUUGCAAUCGAGCGUCUUCGCAAUAACCAAAUGGGUGUCAUGUCUCGCGAGUGGAGGAUUUCUCAUGUUGUUGAGACUUUGAAGGACCUCAAGACAUGGUGCUGGGUUGCCAUGAUCUUUUGCAUCUCCGUACCUUCAAAUGGCAUCUCGACUUUCGGGCCUUUGAUCAUCAAAUCAUUUGUGUCGGAUCCCUUUGAGACGAUGUUAUUCAACGUCCCUGUUGGUGUUUCGCACAUCAUCGCUGUGUCGGCGAGUGCUUAUGUUGCCAUGAAGUGGAAGCUCAAGGGCCCGGUCAUCGUUAUGCUGUGUAUCCCUCCCAUCGUUGGAUGCGCCAUUCUCUUACACUUUGCGCAUAAUCUUGAGAACAAGGGGGUUUUGCUGGCUGGCUAUUUCUGCUUGUGCACAUACACUGGUAUCACACCCUUGAUUUACUCAUGGUCAUCACAAAACACAGCCGGCGACACAAAGCGCAAGUCCACAUCAGCACUCAUCUUCAUCAGCGCCUCAGCCGGCAACAUUAUCGGUCCUCUACUCUACUCUCCCGAUGAAGCACCAGCUUACACCCGCGGUCUUCGCGCCAACCUCGCACUAUACAUCAUCGUUAUCGCUCUCGUGGUACUCACUUCUCUGCACCUCACUCGACUGAACCGCCUUCACAGCCAGCGCAGAGUCGCGCUUGGAAAGAGUGCCGUGCUUGUCGAUCGAAGUCUGGAGACGGCGGAAGAGGCGGAGAGGAUAGAGCAUAUGGAGAGAUCAUUGCGUGGAGGGGUACUGCGUGAGGCGGAAGAGAAUGAGGAUGAUAGGGUUACUGAGUCGGGAGAUUUGGAAAGGGAUAGAGCGGAUCGGAAGGAUGAAGAUAAAGGCUUUGGUGAUAUCACGGAUUUGGAGAAUGAGGAUUUCUUGUUUGUGUUUUGAUACCCUGGCACAGGAAUAUUCAAUGACGUUGCGACUGUUCACAUAGAGAUACAAAGAUUCAGUAUCAAAAUUUACAUCUUUCUUCAACAA